Messenger RNA from Marchantia polymorpha subsp. ruderalis, 1166 nucleotides. NCBI's taxonomy places the organism in Eukaryota, Viridiplantae, Streptophyta, Marchantiopsida, Marchantiales, Marchantiaceae. The record is from the annotation of a GenBank genome assembly.
CCAGGGAACAACGAGUAGAGCAGUGCAGGUGUGUACAUUGGUGGAGCAUUCUCAAGGCUGGUGGUUGUUUUGGCUCCGGUCGGACUAGUUCAUUGUCUUUGCAGUUGGGAAUAAUUAGCUCCGGAUCCUCUCAGGGAUGAGGUGGUGGCGGCGGGAUGAUGUUGUGAGUCUGCAGGUUCGAUCUAACAACAGAGCAUUUACAGUACCAAGAUCGUUAAGAUACUUUGUAUUUUUGAGGACCAAGGCCGAAAGUCCCGCAACAAAGAAACCCGAUCUGACCAGGCCAAGGUGUCUGCACAGCCAAGCCCCAGGGUACCUGCAGAAGAUGAGGGGGACAAACGUAAAUUGUUGGAUGAGCUUCGGCAUUCCCCUCAAGCUGAUCCAGGACUUGGUUCCUCAACUUGGAAAUUCUUCCAAAAUAUGAAGAAACACAACGUGGGGACCGAAAUCAACGAGCUCUACCAACUUGAGCAGCGAGAGCAGUUCACAAGGCCCGUGUCUUAUCUGUACCGGGCGUGAUCCAACUUGGACGUAACAUUGUGCUAUCUGUGUAGCAUGUAGAUACCAUGGUGCUCGACAGCCUGCGGUGUUCAGCGAGCGUAGGCGCCGAUUCGAUGACUUGACGAUCGAAGGUUCAUAGCUGAUAGAUAAUCUUAUUCACUCCAAAUUCUUCCGCUGUCAUUUUGAAGAGGUCAGUAGCAACGGCGUGAAGAUAUACUCUAUGAGGUGGAACUGAUUUCUCUUAUAGGGGCUACUGAUGGAGUGGAUGUCGUUAGAUUCUGCAUCAUGCAAGAAGGUGGAAUUCUACACGGUAUGACAUAGUUAUGGCGUGGAAGAAAUCACAAAUCAAAACGUCCAUUUCGUUGUAGUAGUUAAGAAGUGCUAGUUCUACAGGCUACAAUGUGAAUCACUUUACUGCAACACGUAACCUUCUAGUCUUGCACAUGUCCGUGUGAUCGGCAUUGGUCUUUGGUCGUGGGAGCAAUCUACAGACCUCCUUGGAAGACAUUAGCAGCUGAUGUCUUCCAAGAAGGAGCUAUUGAUUAGCUACUCCCGAAUGUAUCCAAACUGAACGGAGAAGCUAAUUAGAUUUGUCAUAAAUGCUAAAUCCUCGAUAUAUACAAACUCGAUCAGAAGUGUAUACCUUGUGAGAAAUAGUAUGAAGA